GCUGCCUCACAGUUUCCGGAGCUCGAGUUCGAACUGAUCGAUGAAGGCAUCGCAAGGGAAGCACAAAUCCGAUCGAGUCCAAGCACCUCUUUCCCAACGAUCAUUCCGCCAGCUAAUGAGAUCAACGGGGCCACCACCUACUUGAUGUACUAGUAAAUCUCACCACAUUGCAUCCAUCUUGAUACACCGCAGUAAUUGAGGAAGUGAAUUAGGAGCUGUAAUAGGAUAAUAUAUCCCAGAAGCCAUGUCCUCUCCCCCUCCUCCCCUACCCAAUGGCCAAGAAGAAGAUGGGGCCUCAGACAGGGAUCUGUGCUUGAGCCAGCUUACCGAGGAGCGGAGUAAUGCCGCCAGUGCUGAAUUGACCUCAGGAGACUUCAUCAAGACACCGGAAGAGAUCAAGCAGGAAGAACUGCUAAGGCGGGCGGCAGAAAACAAGAAGAAUACGGACACAGCAAGUGAGGAACCAGUGUCUACUAGUACAGCAGUUUUCGCAAAUCAUGUGGAGGAUAAUGAUCAGCGACAGAAAGACGAACUGGCAUUGUCUCACGCGUUAUCGCAGCGAUACCAUGCUGCUAAACAAUCUCGAGCGAGGGCAGAAUUGGGUGCCAAUUAUGUGGAUUUUGAUGACGACUCUUUCAAACAGGGUCAAUUUGCUAAUGAUCCACUAUUCAUUGCAGCUGGAAUAAUUGAGGAUGACCCUCUUCCCAAUCCUGCUUCUGACGUUCGGACCAGUUCGGAAUCUAAUUCUGGAAAUGGCAAAAUGGAAUAUUGCGACAAUCAAACUGGGCAACCAAUGGCCAAGCACCGGGUACCCCCAGGCUCUGUUACUCCUGGUGCCUACUCUGGGGCACCUGGUGCCGACUAUGAGGCACUGGAACCACUGCAAUUGGAUUUACUGGGAUCUGCAUCCUCUAAUCCGCUAGAACUACUGCAAGAAGAAAAAGAAGAAAUGGUUGCAGUGCUGCCCAGAGUGGAUGGUUCUAAUUUGGGACCUUCUGGGACUGGGCCAGAGCCUGAUAUUCCUCAAGAGACCAGAGCAGAGUCCUCGGAUGAGGAAAGUGCAAUACCGACCGCUCAUGUAGAGUGGGUGUCUGGGCCCCUAACGCAUAAUCCCGAUGGGACUGCAGCUGAUGCCGCAAUUGAAAGAAAGAAAAAGAUGAUGUUAAUCAGGGUAGGCAUGCUGCUACUAGUACUGGUGAUGAUUCUCGCAAUUAUUGCCAUUCCACUGGCUGUUCGUGGAGGUGGACAGGAAGACGGCACAUCACUGGAGAAUACAACAAUUGAUAAUUCAACGGAAGGUGAAAUCUCCGAUCCAGUACCAACACAAUCACCAACAGUGGAAGUUGACCAAGUCGAGCAAGAUGAUGGGGUGCUGCUCCCCAAUGCAGCCAAUUCCACUUUGGAAUUAAUUGCAUUGGAUCAGUCGUCAUCCCAGUACCAAGCUUUCACCUGGCUGACUCUAGAUCCCAACCUACGUCGAUACAAAAGCUGGCGACGGGAACAGAGAUUUGCUUUGGCGACUUUCUUCUACGAAUUCGGUGGCCCACAAUUUUGGACAUGGCUGAACUAUGAGAUAGAUGAGUGUGAAUGGGGCGAGAGUUUCUCCAGCAAACAAGUGCAUUGCAACACUGAUGGCCAUGUAAAACGAAUUACUAUGAGAAAAUCCGACACCAUAAUGGAUUUUAUUGGAUCUAUCCCACCAGAGCUCUCAUUGCUUGGUCAGUUGGAAGAAGUGGACUUGUCAGGGAAUCACCAACAUAAACCCAUAUUGAGUCUGCUACCAUCAAGUUUAUCACCAGAGUCAUUUCCGUCACUGAAAGUGAUUGGCUGUACUAAUUGCUCUCUCCGACUAAGUAUCCCUGCAGAGCUCUGUGACUGGACCCAACUCCACACCUUGAGGUUGGGAACGAACUGGCUUAGUGCGAUACCAGUGGAAAUCCAGCAGAUGACCCAACUUCAAGAGUUGAUACUCAAUAGGAACAGUCUAACGGGAACAAUUCCCGUAGAGUUGACUCAGCUGGACCAGCUUCAAAGUUUGUCAUUGGAAACCAACAGGAUGUUCGGAAUGGUCCCUUCUGAAAUUGGCUUGAUGACAUCAUUGACACGCUUGGGCUUGUCUGAAAACAGGAAAAUGACGGGCAGCCUUCCAAGUGAGCUUGGAUUAAUGACAGCCUUGGCUUUCUUGAACAUGAGUACAACUGCAAUAUCGGGCAGCAUUCCAUCUGAGCUGGGGUUGCUGACAUCAUUGACUGAAUUGGCCUUGCAUGACAGCAAUUUAUCCGGAAUGGUGCCAAGCAGUCUUUGUUCCAACCCAGACUUAUUGCAGAUUCUUGUUGAUUGUGAUUCGGUGGAUUGCACAUGCAGUCAAUGCAAAUGCAUGACACUGUAGCUUCGCUCUUUGAACCUCCCUCAGCUAAAUCCAUGCUUCAUGGGCAGAACUGCGCGUGGAGUGCCCACGUUGGCUGCCCUGCGGAUGGCGCUGAGAUUCAAUUCAAUCCAAUGAUUCGAUUCAAUCAAAUCAAAUAUCAGUCCGAUAGAAUCUUUCACGGGUGAAAGUCAAUCCCAGUGAAAGUCAAGGGAUGGCUACAAUGCGUUGGAGGCGACUCGCGGGUAUGUGUUUUAAAUCUUGUCCUCAGUGGCGACCAAAAGUCCAGCGGCAUGCAGGGGGAUAAACCGUCGUGACUCCCACAUCAGAAGUCAUAACGUUACCA
This is a messenger RNA of Seminavis robusta, 2711 nucleotides long. The record is from the annotation of a GenBank genome assembly. NCBI's taxonomy places the organism in Eukaryota, Bacillariophyta, Bacillariophyceae, Naviculales, Naviculaceae.